AGACAGAGAGAGGAGAAAGAGAGAGAGACAGAGAGAGGAGAAAGAGAGAGAGACAGAGAGAGGAGAAAGAGAGAGAGAGCGGACAGGCAGAGAGCUCUCGGGAAACGUAACCACCACUCUCUCUUCCCCGCGUAAAACCAGUCUCUCGAUUGCUCUCUCCGACGGUGAAGUCUGUUGGAAGUCGACGAGGAGAAACCGUUGGACUCUCACUGAACCAACUGCAAGCAGCGAGGGAAAGAGAAGAGGACGACUUGUUAAAAUAUCAUCCGUCGGUUAGAUGUAAAGUAGGCUAUAGGGGAGGCUGAAAUCUAACUUGUGACAUACUGAAGAAUAUCCGAGUUUCUCUCUCCAGUUAGACCCACUACCGGAGGUUAACACAACGGCUCCGUGUCGACAUGGAUAAAGUUAGACAUUGGCUAUUAGCUGCUAUCAGCUUGUUGUUAACGGUUCGAGGAGAAGCCUAUAAAGGUGAUUGUAAGUUUGACAAGCCGUUCGCAGCCUGCGGGUACAGCCAGGGGAGAGAGGACGAUCUAGAUUGGGAACAGGCCAACACCAGAGUGAAGCCCACAGCAGACCCCUGGAUGCCAACAGAUUCAGCCUUCAUUAUGGUCAACACGUCGGGGCGUUUCGCUGGUCAGAAGGCAUUACUCCUGACUCCCCAGCUGAAGGAGAAUGACACUCACUGUAUCAUCUUCCAGUACUUCCUGUCUGGACGCGAGGGGGCGGGACCGGGGCAGCUCAACGUGUACAUCAGAGAGAACAACAGUCCACUGGGCAUGCCCGUCUGGAACGUGUCUGGGCCAGCUACUAGAGCCUGGGUACAGGUAGAACUGGCCAUCUCUACCUACUGGCCCAACUUCUAUCAGAUGGUGUUUGAGGUGGUAACCUCAGGGCGUCGUGGCCUGCUGGCCAUCAAAAAUGUGGUGCUCCAGGGCCAUCAGUGCAUGAACACCCCUCACUUCCUGACCAUAAAGGGUGUAGAGGUGAACGCUGGACAGACGGCCGCCUUCCACUGUACUGUCAACGGACGACAGAGAGACAACUUCAACCUCUGGUUACAGGGUAUUGGUGGACGCGAGGCCCCUAUGAAGUCCACUAAGCCGUGGAACAACAGACGCUUCAUUGGGACCUUCGACGUGGAGAACACCACUAAAGGAGACUCAGGACGCUACCGAUGCAUAGUCCACUCUGACAGAGGAGUCGGAGUGUCUAACUAUGGAGAACUCACCAUAAAACAGCCCCCGGUGCCCAUCGCUCCCCCCCAGCUCACAGCGGUCGGCGCCACCUACCUUUGGAUCCAGCUUAACGCUAACUCCAUCAACGGAGACGGUCCAAUCAUCGACCGAGAGGUGGAGUACCGUACGGUGUCAGGGACCAUGUAUGACCUGCAGCCUGUGGACAAGACCACCCAUAAGAUAGGUCACCUGACACCAGACACAGACUAUGAGAUCAGUGUGCUGUUGACCAGGCCCCUGGAUGGAGGGACUGGGGCCCCCGGGCCUCCUCUCAGGGCCAGGACCAAGUGUGCUGAGCCAAUCCACGGUCCCAGUAAUCUAGAAGUCGUUGACGUCCAAUCUAAACAAGUCACUGUUCGCUGGGAGCCUUUCGGCUACAACGUCACACGUUGCCAUAGCUACAACCUGACGGUGCAGUACCGGUCCCAAGUGGCGGGGAAGGACGAGACCCGGGAGGAGGUGUGUUACGACACCCUGGGUCGCGACCCCCAGCACACCAUCCACAACCUGACUCCCUACACCAACCUGUCAGUCAAACUGGUCCUCAAGAACCCAGAGGGGGUCAAAGAGAGCCCAGAGAUGGAGCUGCAGACGGAUGAAGACGUACCCGGAGCGGUUCCUCUGGAGUCCAUCCAGGGCAGUGCUUAUGAAGAGAAGAUGAUCCUGAAAUGGAGAGAACCAGCCCAGACCUAUGGAAUCAUCACUCAGUACGAGAUCUCCUACAAGACAGUGAGUUCCUUUGACCCAGAGCUGGAUCUGUCCAACCAGAGUGGGAAGGUCCUGAAACACAGCAAUGAGACCAGCCACAUCUUCCUGGGGCUGUACCCAGGAUCCACGUACUCAUUCACCCUCCGAGCCUCUACCGCCAAGGGAUAUGGUCCAUCAGUCAUCACACAGUUCACCACCAAGAUAUCAGCUCCCUCCAUGCCAGCUUAUGACCAGGAGACAUCUCUGAACCAGACAGACAGCACAGUGACUGUCCUGCUGAAACCUGCACAGAGCCGAGGGGCACCUGUCAGUGGGUACCAGGUGGUGGUAGAAGAGGAGAGGCCUCAGAGGGCGAGGAGGGGAGCGGUUGAGAUUCUCCGCUGUUACCCUGUCCCCAUCCACUUCCAGAACUCCACGGUCCUGAACUCUGGGUACUACUUCACAGCUGAGUUCCUCGCCGUAGGGCUACAGGCUCCUCAACCCUUCACUGUGGGAGACAACAAGACCUACGGUGGAUACUGGAACACCCCCCUACUGCCGCAGAAGAGCUACAGCAUCUACUACCAGGCGGUCAGCACGGCUAACGGGGAGACCAAGAUGGACUGUGUCCGCAUCGCCACUAAAGCUGCCAUACUGGUGACCCAGCUCACGACUCCGUACCUCCGCAUCGUACCAGCGGCUGGUGACGACCAACUAACAGGAGCGGCCACCCAUAAGCCUGAUGCGGUAGAGCCAGAGAAACAGACUGACCAUACAGUGAAGAUAGCCGGAGUCAUCGCUGGCAUCCUCCUCUUCGUCAUUAUCUUCCUCGGAGUCGUCCUCCUCAUGAAGAAAAGAAGAACCUACCACUCCUACACUUACUAUCUGAAGCUGGCUAAGAAGCGUAAAGAGACGUUGAGCAGUACUCGACAGGAGAUGACAGUGAUGGUUAACUCUAUGGAUAAGAGUUAUACGGAGCAGGGGACAAACUGCGACGAGGCCUUGUCCUUCAUGGACACACACAGCCACACGCUCAACACCAGGAGUGAGUGUACCCUCAUCAUCAAUGGGAGAACUGCAUCGUCCCCUUCUUCCUUCACCCUGAAUAAGUCUAAUACUCUCAGCACAACGCUUCUCAAGUCCUACUACCCAGAUCCCUUCGUGCCAACCGCUAUCUUAGUGCCCAUAAAUGACGACAGCCAGACGCUGGGUGGUGGUGGUAGCUGCAGCGACACCAGUAGUCUGGUCCAGUCUCACGGCCACUCCCUGAGGAAGAGGGAGGGGACAGUAGACGCGCCCUACCAGACAGGCCAGCUCCACCCUGCUAUCAGAGUAGCCGACCUGCUACAGCACAUCACGCAGAUGAAGUGCGCGGAGGGAUACGGCUUCAAGGAGGAGUACGAGAUCAAUCUCAACCCUGCCUUCUACAUCAGUCUCAACCCUGCCUUCUACAUCAAUCUCAGCCCUGCCUUCUACAUCAGUCUCAACCCUGCCUUCUACAUCAGUCUCAACCCUGCCUUCUACAUCAGUCUCAACCCUGCCUCCUACAUCAGUCUCAACCCUGCCUUCUACAUCAGUCUCAGCCCUGCCUUCUAUAUCAGUCUCAACCCUGCCUUCUACAUCAGUCUCAGCCCUACCUUCUACAUCAGUCUCAGCCCUAUCAAUCUCAACCCUGCCUUCUACAUCAGUCUCAACCCUGCCUUCUACAUCAAUCUCAGCCCUGCCUUCUACAUCAGUCUCAACCCUGCCUUCUACAUCAGUCUCAACCCUGCCUUCUACAUCAGUCUCAACCCUGCCUCCUACAUCAGUCUCAACCCUGCCUUCUACAUCAAUGUGUCUGCGGGCUACCACAGGCCCAACCAUUACAUCGCUACCCAGGGUCCGAUGCAAGAGACGGUGUUUGACUUCUGGAGGAUGGUGUGGCAGGAGAACACGGCUGCUAUCGUCAUGGUCACCAACCUGGUGGAAGUUGGCAGGGUGAAGUGCUGUAAGUACUGGCCGGACGACACAGAGAUCUACAGAGACAUCAAGGUGACCCUCAUAGAGACGCAGCUACUGUCAGAGUACGUCAUACGGACCUUCGCUGUCGAGAAGAGAGGAGCCCAUGAGAUCCGGGAGAUCCGUCAGUUCCACUUCACAGGGUGGCCGGACCACGGGGUGCCCUACCACGCUACUGGCCUCCUGGGCUUUGUACGUAGGGUGAAGGCCAAGACACUCACCAUUGCUGGACCCAUGGUCAUCCACUGCAGUGCGGGGGCGGGCCGAACAGGCUGUUUCAUAGUGAUUGACAUCAUGCUGGACAUGGCAGAGAGAGAGGGCGUGGUGGACAUCUAUAACUGUGUCAGAGAGCUGCGCUCCAGGAGAGUCAACAUGGUGCAGACUGAGGAGCAGUAUGUCUUUAUCCACGACGCCAUCUUGGAGGCGUGUCUUUGUGGUGACACCACCAUCCCAGCCAAUCAGCUUCGCUCGGUCUACUAUGACAUGAACCGAUUGGACCCCCAGACCAACUCCUCCCAGAUUAAAGAGGAGUUCAGGACUCUGAACAUGGUGACUCCUACGUUGCGGGUGGAGGACUGUAGUAUCGCCCUGCUCCCCAGGAACCACGAGAAGAACCGCUGUAUGGAUGUUCUUCCUCCUGACCGCUGUCUGCCCUUCCUCAUCACCAUCGACGGAGAGAGCUCCAACUACAUCAACGCUGCUCUUAUGGACAGUUAUAAGCAGCCGUCAGCGUUCAUCGUGACCCAGCAUCCUCUACCCAACACAGUGAAGGAUUUCUGGAGGCUGGUGUUGGACUACCACUGCACCUCCAUAGUGAUGCUCAAUGACGUCGACCCAGCACAGCUAUGUCCUCAGUACUGGCCAGAGAACGGGGUGCAUCGCCAGGGGCCAAUCCAGGUGGAGUUUGUAUCAGCUGACCUGGAGGAAGACAUAAUCAGUAGAAUAUUCAGGAUCUACAACGCAGCACGACCUCAGGACGGGUACCGUAUGGUGCAACAGUUCCAGUUCCUGGGUUGGCCAAUGUACCGAGACACUCCCAUGUCCAAACGCUCCUUCCUCAAGCUCAUCAGACAGGUGGACAAAUGGCAGGAGGAGUAUGAUGGAGGAGAGGGGCGCACUGUGGUGCACUGUCUUAACGGAGGAGGUCGCAGUGGGACGUUCUGUGCCAUCAGCAUCGUGUGUGAGAUGUUACAACAUCAACGUUCUGUAGACGUUUUCCACGCCGUCAAAACACUGAGGAACAACAAACCCAACAUGGUCGACCUACUGGAUCAGUACAAGUUCUGCUAUGAAGUGGCUCUGGAGUACUAGAACAGCAGACUGGGCCUGGAUGCAGAUCUAGACUGAAGGGGUUUGGGACAUUACAAAAGACUGCAGCACAGACCGACCCUGUGUUAUCACGGUCAAACAACUGGAGCGAGGCAACACAGCAAGCACACAGACACGCAGAGCUCUCUCUCUCUCUCUCUCUCUCUCCUCUCUCUCUCUCUCUCUC
Molecule: messenger RNA, 5415 nt
Organism: Oncorhynchus kisutch (coho salmon)
Lineage: Eukaryota; Metazoa; Chordata; Actinopteri; Salmoniformes; Salmonidae
Product: receptor-type tyrosine-protein phosphatase mu
Exons: 37
Coding region: 396-5231 (1611 amino acids)
Biological process (GO): protein dephosphorylation
Cellular component (GO): membrane
Molecular function (GO): protein tyrosine phosphatase activity; protein binding
Source: RefSeq, a predicted model, not a curated record